AUGGCUCGUAACGAGUGCAGUGUUGCCGCUUCGUACUACGACUUGUACGCCAACGCCGAGUUGACGACAGCGCCGCCAUCCAAUUCACCAGCCAACGAGGAUGGGGAUGAGCAAACACUUUGGGAGGAGUACGAAUGGACUGCCGAAGACGAGCAAAAGGUGGCCGAUCAAUUACAGAAAUCUGCCAUCCGAUGCAAAGUGGUCCCAUCGUUUCGCGUUGAGGAUGACAAAAGAUCUUGGGACGACUUUUACGGACGUCACCAAGUCAACUUUUUCAAAGAUCGGCAUUAUCUAGCCACCGCCUUCCCGCAAGAGUUCGGCCCCACCUGCUCCGCAAACCCUUGCUUGGUGGAAUUGGGCUGUGGCGUGGGGAAUGCACUCCUUCCUUUGUUAGAAGACACUAGACAGCGAUGGACUGUCUACGGCAUGGAUUUAAGCGAAAUCGCAAUUGCCCUGUUGAAGCAGGACACACGCUUUACGACAGCAGCAGUGGAAGGUCGGGCAUUCGCCUUUGCUGGUGACUUGUCUUGUGGCGUUCCGGAACCCUGCCGAGGCGUCGCUACCGUGGCUUCCUUGCUCUUUUGCUUAUCGGCAAUCCCUCCAGCGCACCAGGCGGCGGCUGCGCGACACGCGGCUGCCACACUUGGUCCCGGCAGCGUGUUGGUGUUGCGAGACUACGGACGCUUCGAUGAAGCCCAAGUAAAGUUGGGAUCACAGCGCAAUCGAUUGAUAACAGACAACUAUUAUCGCAAAUACGACGGCACCAAGUGUUUUUACUUUUCUCUGCACGAUCUAGAGCGCUUGUUUGUACAGGAAGCGGGGUUGGAUAUGCUGGAACUCGAUUACAUCCGCCGGGUGUACAGCAACCGCGCCCAGCAAUCGACCCGACGUCGCGUGUGGGUACACGCACGAUUUCGGAAGCCACUUGACGCGUAG
Phaeodactylum tricornutum CCAP 1055/1 is the source of this 936-nucleotide messenger RNA. RefSeq lists its product with no specific name. Bases 1 to 936 code for a protein of 311 amino acids. The transcript has a single exon. NCBI's taxonomy places the organism in Eukaryota, Bacillariophyta, Bacillariophyceae, Surirellales, Neidiaceae. The record is from RefSeq and is a predicted model, not a curated record.